Molecule: messenger RNA, 2873 nt
Organism: Acanthisitta chloris (rifleman)
Lineage: Eukaryota; Metazoa; Chordata; Aves; Passeriformes; Acanthisittidae
Gene: SART3
Product: squamous cell carcinoma antigen recognized by T cells 3
Exons: 18
Biological process (GO): RNA processing
Molecular function (GO): RNA binding; protein binding
Source: RefSeq, a predicted model, not a curated record
CUUUCCAUCAAUGCUUUUGACUACAACUGCCACCUGGACCUGAUCAAGCUGCUGAGGCAGGAGGGAGAGCUGGUGAAGCUGCGCAGGGCUCGGCAGAAGAUGAGUGAGCUCUUCCCCCUCACUGAAGAGAUUUGGCUGGACUGGCUGAAGGAUGAGAUCAAAAUGGCCUCGGAGAGCUCAGAGAGAGAGAAGGUUUAUGAGCUGUUUGAACGAGCUGUCAAAGAUUACAUCUGUCCUGAGAUUUGGUUGGAAUAUGCCCAGUAUUCCAUUGGGGGCAUUGGGCAGGAAGGAGGGAUCGAGAGGGUUCGCUCCAUCUUCGAGAGAGCUCUGACUGCAGUGGGGCUGCAUGUGAGCAAGGGCACAGCUCUCUGGGAGGCAUACAGGGAGUUUGAGAAUGCCAUCCUGGAAACAGCACAGCCAGCCCCUGGCAGCAUUCCCUCCCCGGAGCAGCAGCAGGUGCUGUGCAGCCAGCUGGAAAAGAUCCACACACUGUUCCGGCGCCAGCUGGGGAUCCCACUCCUAGACAUGGAGGCUUCAUAUGCUGAGUAUGAGGAGUGGUCAGAGGAUCCAAUUCCAGAGGCAACAGUAAAGAACUACAAAAGAGCUCUGCAGCAGCUGGAGAAGUGCAAACCCUAUGAAGAGGCACUGCUGGGAGCAGAAACACCAAAGCUGGCAGAGUACCAGGCCUACAUUGACUUUGAGCUGAAAGCAGGUGAUCCAGCUCGCAUCCAGCUCAUCUAUGAGAGAGCUCUGGCUGAGAACUGCCUUGUCCCAGACCUCUGGGCACGUUACAACCAGUACCUGGACAGGCAGCUGAAGGUGAAAGAGUUGGUUCUCUCUGCCCAUGACCGAGCUGUCAGGAACUGCCCCUGGACUGUUGGGCUGUGGAUUAGGUACCUCCUGGCCAUGGAGAGGCACAGGGUUGAGCACAGCAUCAUUUCUGAAAUGUUUGAAAAAGCUCUGAAUGCUGGUUUUAUCCAGGCCACAGACUAUGUGGAGAUCUGGCAGGCAUACCUGGAUUACCUGAGGAGAAGGGUGGAUUUUACACAAGACUCCAGUAAGGAACUGGAGGAGCUGCGUUCAGCCUUCGCACGAGCCGUGGAGUACUUGAAACAAGAAGUAGAAGAGAGGUUCAGUGAGAGUGGAGAUCCAUCCUGCACCAUCAUGCAGAACUGGGCAAGAGUUGAGGCUCGUUUGUGCAACAACAUGCAGAAAGCCAGAGAGCUCUGGGACAACAUCAUGACUAAAGGGAAUGCUAAAUAUGCUAACAUGUGGCUGGAGUAUUACAACCUUGAAAGAGCCCACGGGGACACGCAGCACUGCCGGAAAGCUUUGCACCGCGCCGUGCAGUGCACCAGCGACUACCCCGAGCACGUCUGCGAGGUGCUGCUCACCCUGGAGAGGAUAGAAGGAACACUGGAAGACUGGGAUGCAGCUGUUCAGAAAACAGAGACCAGAUUGGCUCGAGUUACUGAACAGAGAGCAAAGGCUGCUGAGAAAGAGGCUGCUCUGGCAAAGCAGGAGGAGGAGAGAGCUGAGCAGAGGAAACAGGCUCGGGCAGACAAAAAAGCCUCCAAGAAAGCUAAGAAGUCCAGGAUUGGAGACAAACGCAAAGCAGAUGAGGAUGAUGAGGGAGAAUGGGGCCAAGAAGAAGAGCAGCCCAGCAAGAGGCACAAGGGAGAGAGGGAUGGUGUCCUUCCUGAAGAAGACAUGGAGGUGGAGACUGGGCUCUUUGGGAGAAGUGGCCCUGGAAAGCCUGAUGGGCCAACAGUCCCCAAGGAAAAGGCCUCGACCAGCCGGAAAGACGUGCCCAAAGUUCUCCACGACAGCACUAAGGACAAGGUCACUGUGUUUGUCAGCAACUUGGCCUACACCAUGGCCGAGCCCGAGCUGAAGCUGAGGGAGCUGUUUGAGAGCUGUGGGGAGGUGGCUGAGGUGCGACCAGUGUUCAGCAACAAAGGAACCUUCCGUGGCUACUGCUACGUGCAGUUCCAGGAGGAGAGAGCAGCUCUGCAGGCUCUGGGCUUGGACCGCACUGCUGUGGAGGGAAGGCCCAUGUUUGUGUCCCCAUGUGUUGACAAGAGCAAGAACCCUGACUUCAAGGUGUUCAGGUAUAGCACUACCCUGGAGAAACACAAACUCUUUAUCUCUGGUUUGCCAUUUUCCUGCACUAAGGAGGAGCUGGAAGAGGUGUGUAAAGCCCAUGGGAAUGUCAAGGACAUUCGGCUGGUCACCAACAGAGCCGGAAAACCCAAGGGCCUGGCCUAUGUGGAGUAUGAAAGUGAAGCCCAGGCCUCGCAGGCUGUGCUGAAGAUGGAUGGGCUGAGCCUGAAGGACCAUGUCAUCAAGGUGAUGAUCAGUAACCCUCCGCUGCGCAGGCUGCCGGACAGGCCCGAGGCAGGCAGGGCCUCCACCUUUGCAGCACCAAGGCAGCUCUAUGGAGCGAGAGGGAAGGGCAGGACUCAGCUCUCCAUGAUGCCUCGUGCGUUACAGCGUCAGAGCAACCCUGUGGCCAAGGCUGAGAAUGGGAUGGUCCAGAACUCACCAGCAACGUCCUCUGAACCCCCUGCAGAGCCUAAAAAGAUGUCCAAUGCUGAUUUUGCUAAGAUGCUACUGAAAAAGUGAGCAACGAGGAGUCUGCAGUCAGCAGGUCUGGUACAAUGUGAAAUGCCUUUCUGGAAGCCAUGUUGUGUCCUUAUGCUAGCAAGGAGAGAACUCCAUCACAAUCCUGUGUACAUACUGGUCUGGACUGCUGCACUCAUCAGGAUCAGUGUAGGAUGGCACAAAUCCAGGUGGUUUUCCUCUGAAGAGCAAAGAGUUCUGCUUUUGUGGUGAAACGGUGUUAAUAUGAUUCCUCAUAUUGAGGGUAACGA